AGCAACGCUCGUGCGCCAAACAAAACCGGCCCAGCAUUUCUCACUCCCAGGGCUGCUGCAAAACAUCCUUUCUCAACUAUUCGACAGAGUUUGCGUGCGGCUGCUCUGCUAUAACAGGUCCGAUUCCUUCCGCAGUCCCAUCACACGUUGUCCGCGGCCAACAAAUCGUACUCAACCCGAGAGUAAUCGAACCGCUUGUCUAGCGCGGCAACCUGCAGUAGCUCAACCAAGCACCGAGCUCAAGCUCCCACGCUCCCUCGACUUUCUAAGCUCUCUAAUCCUUAGAAAGAGCUCCGAUCCUGCCAUUGCGCCUUCCCACCAUUUCUUCACACCACCCAUACACAAUGGCUGAGACCGGCGCGAGAGACGUGCAGAACCACGUCCUGUUCGAGGUUGCGACUGAAGUCGCAAACAGAGUCGGCGGUAUCUACUCAGUCCUCAAGUCCAAAGCGCAAGUCACUACGGCCGAGUAUGGCGCCGCAUACACUCUCUUGGGUCCAUGGAACAGGGCUUCGGCGGCUGUCGAAGUUGAGCCAAUCGAGCCCAAAGAUCCAGCCUUGGUUGCGACCAUCAAGUCCAUGGACGACCGUGGCAUCAAGACGCUGUAUGGACGUUGGUUGAUCGACGGUGCCCCACGUGUGCUCCUUUUCGACACCGGUACUGGUUACAGGUGGCUUGACGAGUGGAAGGGCGACCUUUGGUCUUCCACCGGCAUUCCCUCGCCUCCCGGCGAUUCUGAGACCAAUGAGGCCAUUGUCUUUGGUUACCUCAUCGCAUGGUUCUUGGGCGAGUAUGUCUACCAUGAGAAGAAGCGAGCCGUCAUUGUCCAGUUCCACGAGUGGCUGGCCGGUGUCGCAGUUCCUCUGUGCAAGAAGCGCCGAAUCGAUGUUACUACCAUCUUCACUACCCACGCUACGCUCCUUGGUCGCUACCUCUGCGCCGGCUCAGUCGAUUUCUACAACAAUCUUCAAUAUUUCGACGUCGACGCUGAGGCAGGAAAGCGUGGUAUUUACCACCGUUACUGCAUCGAGCGUGCCGCUACACACGCGGCUGACGUGUUCACGACGGUUUCACACAUCACCGCAUACGAGAGCGAGCAUCUUUUGAAGCGAAAGCCGGAUGGUGUUCUGCCCAAUGGUCUGAACGUCAAGAAGUUCUCCGCUACCCAUGAGUUCCAAAACUUGCAUCAGCAAGCCAAGGUCAAGAUCAACGAUUUCGUGCGCGGUCAUUUCUACGGUCACAACGACUUUGAUCCAGAGAACACUCUUUACUUCUUCACCGCUGGUCGCUACGAGUACCGGAACAAGGGUGUCGACAUGUUCAUCGAAUCGUUAGCGCGAUUGAACCACAAGAUGAAGAGCGAGAACUCGAAUAUGACAGUUGUUGCUUUCAUCAUUCUGCCGGCACAGACCACCUCUCUUUCGGUCGACUCAUUGAAGGGACAGGCUGUCAUCAAGGCGCUCCACGACAGUGUAAACAACAUUGCCGAAAAUGUAGCCAAGAAGCUGUUUGAGCGCUCGUUGACAUGGACAGAGGGCUCCGAGCUUCCAGAGGACAAGGACUUGAUUACGCCUGCUGACAAGAUCUUGCUCCGCCGAAGAUUGUUCGCCAUGAAACGCCACAACCUCCCGCCUAUUGUUACCCAUAACAUGGUCAACGAUGCUGAAGACCCCGUGUUGAACCAGCUCCGUCGCUGUCAACUCUUCAACCACCCAUCGGAUCGCGUCAAGGUUGUCUUCCAUCCCGAAUUCUUGAACUCCGCAAAUCCCGUCCUGCCAUUGGAUUAUGAUGACUUCGUCCGUGGAACCCAUCUUGGUGUCUUCUCAUCGUACUACGAGCCUUGGGGCUACACUCCAGCUGAGUGCACUGUUAUGGGUGUUCCUAGCAUCACAACCAACUUGUCUGGUUUCGGUUGUUAUAUGGAGGAAUUGAUCGAGAACGCCCAGGAUUACGGUAUCUACAUCGUAGACCGAAGGAUGAAGGGUGUCGACGACUCAGUCAACCAGCUUGUCGACUACAUGUUCGAGUUUACAAAGAAGAGCAAGCGCCAACGUAUCAACCAGCGUAACCGGACCGAGCGUCUCAGUGAUCUGCUCGACUGGAAGCGCAUGGGCUUGGAGUACGUCAAGGCUCGACAAUUGGCUCUUCGACGAGCAUACCCUGCGGCAUAUGAAGACGAUGAUGAGCCAGACUUCUUCAGCUCGCAAGAUGUCAAGAUCUCGCGGCCGUUGUCUGAGCCUGGGUCUCCCCGGGACCGUUCGGGUAUGAUGACGCCUGGUGACUUUGCUUCGCUUCAAGAAGGUCGCGAAGGACUGAGCACUGAGGAUUACAUCGCGUGGAAGCUUCCGGAAGAAGAAGAGGCCGAUGACUUUACCUUCCCGCUUACCUUGAAGACGAAGAGUAAGCCUAAUUCAGGCGCAAACACUCCCACUCUGUCUACUGCGCCGAAUGGUACUGACUAGCCACCUUUCUUCUGCAGGGUGACGAAGGAACCGAACGAGGAAGAGAAGCAACGACUUCCAAAUUUGCAUUGAUCUAUUCCUUUAUGUUUGGUUUGAUUUUAUGCGCAUAUACUGCAUUGGCGAAGACGAAUGGACGCAGUAGAGAAGAAUGGAAGGAACUGGUCGCCUACGUCUGUGGGACCCAAAUGUAUUUUAAGAUGUGAAUAUCAGAGUCUGUUGGCCUGGUCGAAACUUU
Messenger RNA from Alternaria alternata, 2697 nucleotides. Its product is annotated as glycogen synthase. The coding region runs from base 345 to 2462 and encodes 705 amino acids. NCBI's taxonomy places the organism in Eukaryota, Fungi, Ascomycota, Dothideomycetes, Pleosporales, Pleosporaceae. The record is from RefSeq and is a predicted model, not a curated record. The transcript is spliced from 5 exons. Gene Ontology annotation, molecular function: alpha-1,4-glucan glucosyltransferase (UDP-glucose donor) activity. Gene Ontology annotation, cellular component: cytoplasm. Gene Ontology annotation, biological process: glycogen biosynthetic process.